Messenger RNA from Drosophila guanche, 2457 nucleotides. RefSeq lists its product as uncharacterized. NCBI's taxonomy places the organism in Eukaryota, Metazoa, Arthropoda, Insecta, Diptera, Drosophilidae. The record is from RefSeq and is a predicted model, not a curated record. The coding region runs from base 69 to 1859 and encodes 596 amino acids. The transcript has 4 exons.
UCCGUGUAGACCGUAUUGUCAUAGUAACAAUACACUCUUUUUAUGGAGUAGCUUGUUUAUUUCCAAUAAUGAGCGCUACAACACGGACGGGUCUCGUUCCGACCCCCAACAGACAUGUACAAUUUCUAAAAAGGCGUAAGAAUUAUCAUGCUGAUGAAUCACGGAUGCCUAAAUUUGAAGCGUUUCCUAUGCCACUUUCACUGCGUCCCUUCGGCGGGCUGUUCAAUCCAUUUCCCAAGGGCUGUUCCGUCCUGUGCAACCAUCCAGCACCAUCCGGUGUAAAGGAUGUCAUAAAUCAAUUCAAAACAGCUCUGGCCAUCGAAGGGAAAAAUCACCAGAGUCGCAUCGAUAAGCCAAGGAAAGUGUCUAAUGAAAAAAAGAUAGAGCCGCAUGAAACGGAUAACAUCCCCGAAGACCUGUUCCGGCGUUAUGCUGUGACGGACUCCCGCCCAAUGACGCCAACUACAACGAUGACCAGUACCCACACAAGGACCAGUGCCGGUUCCUUUUACCGUCGUUGCAUCACUCCCGAAUGGGGAAAGCACGAGAACAUCAAGAGGAAAAAAAUCAUAUUGGAUCUCAGACGAUCACACUCCCAAGAAACACUUUACUGGAAGCCCAGCUCCGAGCUUACCCAGAGCGGAUUGGAGGAGGAUAAAAAGCCUAGAAGUGCUGGGGCUAAUGCCAAUGGCAAUGGGAACAUGAAGCCCAGGAGACAGCAGUCUAAUGAGCAGCGAACUAAGUCCUCUUUUGCCACUGCCAACGUAGCUCCCGGAGGGGACCCCAUGGGUAGGCUGGACGGCGAGAUCAGGACCUGUAUCAAUGAACACGAAUUAAGCGAUGAUGAUGUGCGCAGGGGAAAAAAACGUAAAAAGUUAAAGCCUUCUCAAGGUACGUGUCCAGUAUGGAAAUCAGUCUAUGAAAUUUGUAGAACUUACCUAUUUGCAGCCACCACCACCUUUCACUUGAACGAGGAUCCGGAGACACAAGUAGCAGCUCUGGGACCAGAUUCGCUCAAUCCCAGCACUAGACCCAGUCUGAUACCCAAUUCGGUCAAUCUGCUGAUGAAGGAUAAAAGAGAGAGUGAGCAGGGCCCGAUUAUAUUGAAGGGAAGUUUUCUCACAGAUGAAGCCUUUCAGACCUUGAAAACCGAUUUGGAUGUAGAUUUGAUAGAGAAUACUUUUGGCAGAUACCUCAAUCGUGCUCUCAGAGAAGCCAUAAAGUAUAUGCCCCCCAAACACAAGAUGGUUCAAAAGGCCACUGACGAUAAUCACUCCACUGAAAGUACGUCCAAGAUGCCACGCAAGUUCUCAAAAUCAGCCACAAGGUUUGAUGUGCCCAUGGAUCUAUCCAAGAUAAGCGCGAUGACUCCAUGGGAUUACUUGAGCAAAUAUGUGUGGGUCUCCCAACAGCGGAAGCAGCUCUACAAGCGCGUCUUUCUUAAAUAUUUGAGGCGUUGCGAAGAGCCAGAGAUCAACCGGAAUGUCAUGGGCAUUGAUAAGCUGGCUCUGACGGAAUAUAGGUAUAAGGAGCGCACACUGCUUUGGCAGAGCUUGCCCAAAGCUCUUGAGGAUGUUCUAGAAUUUCACGGCACCGAGCAAAAUGUCUGUAAUACACUCAAUAUGCUGGGGUAUGAUCAGAAAGAAAAUGUUGACUUGGACUUUCGAGCCUGGUGCGGCAUUGUUUCUUUUGCUGAACGAUUGGCGCUGGCCGAUGAGUCAGGAUCGGAUGAUUCAUGCGACGAAUUGGAAAAGGCGGACUUUACCAGUAUGGAACAGAUAGUGAACCUAUUCAAUGUGCCAGAAAAAUUGGUUCAAAUAUUUAGAGUAAUUCGCAAAUCGCAUAAUAACAAAUAUUAAAUUUACCGGUCGGAAAGUGCCAGCCGCUUUAUAAUGCUCGAUUGAUCGAUUGAUGCUACAAUGAAGAAAAAUGUAAUCACAUUAACGCGGUGGAACAAAUACCAAUUACAUGGAUAUAAAUGGAAUAAAUGAUUAGUGUAAUAAUGGUACUCAUUUUAUUAAUUUAUAAGUUGAUAAAAAACAUGGUGACUACAAUUGCUGAAAUUUGUUCCGGAGAAUCUUCAACGACAUCAAACGCGCACAAAUAAUACAUUUUCUGCUGAUCACAUUUGUGACCGUACACUUUUGCGACUUUUUCCGACUCUCACUGAGUCCAGAGACAACAAACUCCACUAUGUAUCGCAUUUAUUUAUAUGUAUUUUUAGUAAAGUAAACUAAAGUAUAGUAUUUUUAGUAAGCCCAGAACUAAGACACGCAAAAUAUUAUUUUGCUCUGUGCCCAGUGUAACCAAAGUAGACAAAGUGCAUUCUAUGGGUAAACUGUUUUGUGUUUGCUUAGUGCUAGUACUCAGAUCGAAAAAAAAUAUAUUGCACAUUUUGCCAGCAGCAGAGGGUGACCAAAGGUGAAAACUGCAUUCCGUACGGUUACACUUCUCAGG